Molecule: messenger RNA, 1206 nt
Organism: Macroventuria anomochaeta
Lineage: Eukaryota; Fungi; Ascomycota; Dothideomycetes; Pleosporales; Didymellaceae
Exons: 3
Coding region: 1-1206 (401 amino acids)
Biological process (GO): protein N-linked glycosylation
Cellular component (GO): Golgi membrane
Molecular function (GO): glycosyltransferase activity
Source: RefSeq, a predicted model, not a curated record
AUGGGGGACUACUCGUACCACUCGUUGGCGAACAUGGGGCCCCAGGGUCGAUUUCGCCGACCACUGUUGAUCGCGAUACCUAUAGUGCUGCUGUUCAUGAUUUACAGCUCAAGCUUCAGCUAUACGCCUCGUGGUGCGAUAGAACCUCAAAUAGACUUUCCCACCGCGCAAAAUGUCUCGCUCGUCGAGGAAGACCCUACCAUGCCCGCGAUAAUAAAAGCCCUCUACGGCCCCAUCUUACACCCCAUUGACGCCGCGAACUUCACCGACGAGGAUGGCGAUGUAUACCACCUGCAUGGCAAGCCAAAGUUCACGCAGAAGCUGGGAAAGAAGGUGCUCAUCUUGGACAUCGACAGCAGGCCGCUCACGGGUGAGGGCCAGCUCAUGAACAAGGAGCUGAAGUGGAAGGGCAUGCGACCCCUCUCUGCGGGCAUGCUUAGCCAUUAUAUGUUUGCAAGCAUCCAUGGUUACGACUACAAGUUUAUCCGCGCACCAGACUACGCCGACCGCUGGGGCACCUGGGUCAAGGUGCCCAUGAUGAAGGAGGCCCUCAAAACACACGACUACAUCGUCUUCAUGGACUCAGAUGUUAUGUUCCACUACCCGCACCUGCCGCUGGAGUGGCUGCUCAACUACUGGAACAUGACCGACGACACCCUCGCUAUGAUGUCCAUCGACCCCAACGAGCCGCAGAACUACGACGCUAAGGGCAACCGCUACCUCAAUACCGGUUUCGUUAUCGCUCGCCAAAGCAAGCGCACACAAGAGAUGUACAAGGCUUGGGCUGAAUGCCCAUCUGAGACAAAGUACAAGGGCUGCGCCAGGUGGAAGCAGGACUGGGCGCACGAGCAGGCUGCAUUCGGCAACUACCUGCGUUACGACUACGACCGACCAGACGACAUCCGCGUUCUUCCCUGCGUCGAGGCGAACGGUGCCCCGGAGGCCGAGAGCCGUGGCGGGUGCAAGGGCGUCUUCGUCAGGCACUUCUGGGUUGACAAGGGCCUCGUAGCUAAGAACCUGGCGGACUCCGUUAUGCAGUACUUCCUCCCAAGACUGCACCAGCUCUACCUCUCAACUGCGAGCGAACACAUCGUUGACGCCAAGGGCUUCAAGCUGGAGGGUGCAGAGCUGGUCGAACUGACCACCGAAGAGAAGGAAGCCCAGAAGAAGGAGGGUACCAAGAACCAGAAGGACGAAGGCUUCUAG